AUGGGCGUCUCUCUGUUCGUCGGCUUCACCCUUCUCUCACUCUGUUUGCCCACUUCAACAUCCGAGCUUCUACAGUUUCAGCUCUCCACCAUAUCAGCUGCACCUUCGUUUUUACCCGAAGCGCCUUCUAGUUUCUCAGCUUCACCUCCGGAGGCUACGUCUCCGGAUAUCUCUCCUCUGUUCCCUACUCCGGGUUCGAGCGAAAUGUCUCCUUCUCCGUCAGAAUCUUCUGCCAUGCCGACAAUCCCCUCAAGCCUUAGUCCACCAAACCCAGAUGCUGUGGCUCGUGAUCCUCUGCUUGACACUUCUCCGGUGGGGUCUCCUCUGCCUGCAUCUUCCUCUGUGUCUUUGGUCUGGUCACCACUCUCUCUGCUUCUUGUGUUCCCCAUGUUGCUGCUACUACCUUUCUCCAGAUUCUCUAGUUAAUCACUUAGAAACUGAGAGUAAGGCCCUCUUGACAUCAUCCUCUGCCAAAAAAACAAAAACAAAAACAAUGUAUUUUCCUUGUAAUUUGAUAUUAUUAUUAUACCUUUUCUAUUAAUUGUUCGUAUGAAAAUUGCUAAUGAACUUCAGCCAUUUGGCUGGUGCACUUGUUCUACUUGUAACACUUGUGUUUAUGGGUCUUGUGCCUCAAAAAGAAUCAAAAUUGAUUGAUCCAAAUGAUAAAUAAUAAAUAUCUCACA
This is a messenger RNA of Brassica napus (rape), 683 nucleotides long. RefSeq names its product classical arabinogalactan protein 26-like. The transcript has a single exon. Bases 1 to 426 code for a protein of 141 amino acids. The record is from RefSeq and is a predicted model, not a curated record. Lineage: Eukaryota; Viridiplantae; Streptophyta; Magnoliopsida; Brassicales; Brassicaceae.